CGACAUGAAAGAGUCUCUCCAAUCAUCCGUGAAACGAUGUGCGUGCUGUUGGUACUUGAAUUAGCCACCAAAUUGAAAGAGAGUGGGGCUUGGUAGGCCCUCGGCUGGCAAAGCUUCAACUGAUCUGCGGAGAAGUUUAUGAAAGCCUGUUUACUGUUGGCGAUAUUCGUGUGAAGAUGCUUACUCCACAAUCGGUGCAUUUUGUUCUACUAACGUGCUCUUUACUGUUGCUCUCGUUGGAAUCACGAGGAUCACCACAAGACUACACUUCAUGUCCUGGAGGAGUUUGUGUACCCUACUAUUUAUGUGAAAACGGUACAAUCAUAACCAACGGCGAUGGAUUGAUCGAUUUACGAUUUCGUGAGAAUCACUGUCCCAUGGAUUUCGUGUGUUGCCGUGAUGUUGUUACUGAGAUCCCAAUUGCAGCGUGUGCUAAAACGUGCGUUGAGCUUUACCAAUGCUUGGAUGAUGUUUUUGAUAGCGGAGAUAAUGAGAAACAUGAAAGUGAUAAAUCAUAUUGCCCGGACGAUAAAAUUUGUUGCGGUAAAGUCAGACAAAUUGAAACCAUACGAGAUGAUUCGCCAACUCAAAAUUGCUUGGGAAAAUGUAUUCCUUAUAAUGAGUGUUACAAAAAAAGCUUGAAUUCCGCUGAAAACAAUGGAGUUGAUCUAAGGAUCACUGACGGAAAUUGCAAUGGUCAUGAUUUGGUUUGCUGUUUGGAGCCAGAAAUUACAAUUCCUCAACUUGAGCCGACAAAACUUUGCAAUGGCCGAUGCGUUCCAUCCUACCAAUGUUUGAAUGCAACGACGAAUAGCGCAAGUUAUGGCAUGAUUGAUUUGAGAUCACAAUACGAGCCUUGCCCUGGGGAUCUUAUCUGUUGUAGUGAAGAAACAAUUUCGAAAUCUGAUUGCCAAGGAGUAUGUAUGCCUGCUGCUGAGUGUUCGAAAAUCAGUGCUGAGAUUAUUGGAAAAGAUAAAAUAGAUUUGAGAAAUGGUGACAAUGGUUGUGAUAGAGAAGAUUUCGUGUGUUGCGAUCAACUACAACCGAAGCCAUCGCAAUCUUCAUGUGAUGGUACAUGCGUUCCUGAAUCCCAGUGUCUAAAUAACGAAAGAAAUUUAGAGUAUGAUUCAAGAAUGCUCGAUAAUCCAUGCUUGGAUAAUAUGAUCUGCUGUUCUACCAUACCAAAACUCGAUCCGCCUCCGUGCAGUUGUGUCCAUCCUCACCAGUGUUUGGAUGACAUCAACGACAACGAGCAUGCAAAAGAUUUAUUAGAUUUGAGAGCCCACGAAAGACAAUGUCCUUCACAGCAAAUUUGUUGCAAAAAAAUAAAACCUAGCCGGCAAGAGAACUCGAAUCUACCACAAACUGAGUGUAGAGGAACAUGCGUGCCUUUCAACCAAUGUCAAAAUGGGACAUUCAAUACCAACGGCGAAGGUAUCAUAAUGCCUCGUAGUCAUAAUUAUUGUACCGGUGAUUUAAUAUGCUGCGAAGAUUUUCCUGCAUUGCCAGAAAUCGCGGAGCAGGAAAUAUGCGAUGGUAAAUGCGUUCCUGUCGACCAAUGUCUUUCUGAUGUAUCGACUAAUCCUUUUGGAUUUGGAUUGAUAAAUUUAAGAAGAAGAUCACCCAAUAUCUGCAGAGAUAAUUUGAUUUGUUGCAAAGUAAAAGAUACAUCACAAUUAAUUGUAGACAAUGAAUUAGAGUAUUCAAAUACUUGUAAUGGAAAAUGUGUGCCAUAUGCUGAAUGCGACACAGCUGGUAAAAACUCAUUCGAUUUAAGAAUAUACGGCGAUUGCCCCAGAAAUUUAGUGUGCUGUGGAUUGACUCCAAACCCAUUAUUGAAUCCUUCGCUAAUUAACCCACUCAUACCGGCUGAAAUCGUAUGCGAUGGAGCAUGCGUUCCAUUGGUACAAUGUGCAGAUUCCCCUUCAGAAAUGAUGAACCACCUCAUUGAUCUACGUUUUGAAUCCAAUCAUAAUGAAUGUACAAUCGGUACCAUUUGCUGUAAUAAUCCAAUUCAACAAACCCUAGAAGAACAGAAAUGGUUGCACUGGAUUCAGGAUAUGAACAACAUGGUGGAAACUGGCAUAAAGAACGCGGGAAAAUGUUUUCUCGAUAUUGAUCGACACACUGACCGAAUUCGACCAGAUGAAAUCCCUUGGUUGACCACGGUUUGGAGGAAGCGGCAGUAUCAUCAAGAGGGACGUUACAAGUAUCUAUGUGCUGGCGCAUUCGUCCGAGCUGAUGUAGUUCUAGUCACUGCAGAUUGUAUCCUUGCUGAGCCAAGAGACAGUUUGUUAGUAGGAAUAGGAAAUCACGAUUUGAAGUCAGCAGUUGGUGAUAAGGUAUUCCAGACAGCCAAGAAAGUAGUUCAUCCGGAUUUCAACCCAGCAUCCAACGUAGCUAAUAUUGCCUUACUGUUUCUCAAAGAACGAAGUGAAAUAAACCACUUAGCAUGCACUUUCGACAUAAACGAGACUUUUAAUGACCAGACCUGCCUUAUUGUUGGAUGGAAUAACGAUAACUUCGAGAAUAUAAGGAGCACGUCUGUUACCCCGAAUAAGCAACCAAUAUCUAUCCUUCAAUCAUCAGAUAGUUAUUUGCAUACUCUGUCUACUGCAAGGAACCAGUCAAAGCAAAGCUGCAACAGGUGGCGAGGUGCAACGAUAAUAUGUCUCGAUCAGAAGGACCAAAACUGGAAGAUUAUCGGUAUCGCAGCAAAGAAUAAUGAACGAUGUGACGCGAACGGUAUUCCCGAAACACUGGUUGCGAUUCCUCAGCUGUCACCUUGGAUCCGAGAGCAGCUUUCGCCGAGCUUUGUACAGCAACCAGUCGACCUUGGAUCGUCAAGACAAUAUUUACCGCCUGUAUGAUGCGAUGAGACAUUUGAAGCAGAGGUCGAUGAACAUGCGUAUACCAUUCGUUUAUUCUUUGCAAGGAUUUUUCAUAUACACUACACAGCAAAAAAAUAAUAACAUCACAGCAGUUUUGUUGCAUACCACUCGUGCCACGAAUACUGCGUAAAUAGCAUUCGAGUGAAUGUGUUAAGGCGACUCCACAAAUUACGUAACGCACUAGGGGGAGGGGGGAGUAAGCUUAAGCGUUACGCCUCAUACAAGAAUUUAAAAAUUUUCAUAUAAAAAGCGUUACGGAGCGGGGAGGGGUCAAAAAAUUUCCAAUUUUAGCGUUACGUAAUAAUUGGAUGCUGCCUAAAAGACGUGGAUCGAAAAAAUCUACAAAAAGAACUUAAUUUUAUUAAUGUACCACAACAAUUUGAAUGUAAUUAUUGAAAUCACGACGUGUUUGAUGUGCAAUUAAAAUGCUGUUAGAUUAAAAUAUACUUUGCAGUGUACAACAAGGGACUGUAUAUAUGUAAAUAAGAUUAAAUUCAGUUAACUUUAUUUAUAAGAGAAUAUAAUGUGAAAUUUUGUUUAAAGAAAAUGUUUAAUAAAA
Molecule: messenger RNA, 3450 nt
Organism: Aedes aegypti (yellow fever mosquito)
Lineage: Eukaryota; Metazoa; Arthropoda; Insecta; Diptera; Culicidae
Exons: 2
Coding region: 177-2870 (897 amino acids)
Biological process (GO): proteolysis
Molecular function (GO): serine-type endopeptidase activity
Source: RefSeq, a predicted model, not a curated record